AUGGACCUUACGCAGCAAGUUCAGGUGCUUGUCGCGGAUCGCGCUGGCCUUCCCCCGCUGGGCAAGGGCUUUCCUUGGUGGGAUUAUCUUCAUCGAUGGAUGAAGGACCCCGUGUCUGGGAACAAGAUUCUUUCUGGGUUUCCAUGGUCAGAGAAAUUCACCAACGAGGUCAACUCGCGAGAAGGUGGACGAUACGUCAAAAGACUUCAAGAUGUGUUUGACAAGGAUUUUGAUCGAUCACUUCUGCCGGUGGAUGAGAGUACCCGCACGAUCAAUGGUGUUUACACCAACCUGUGGUGUCCUGCCAACGUUCGAGGCUGGGUUGAAAGCGCCGAGUCAAGCGAUCAGUGA
Fusarium tjaetaba is the source of this 351-nucleotide messenger RNA. RefSeq lists its product as uncharacterized. The record is from RefSeq and is a predicted model, not a curated record. The transcript has a single exon. The coding region runs from base 1 to 351 and encodes 116 amino acids. Lineage: Eukaryota; Fungi; Ascomycota; Sordariomycetes; Hypocreales; Nectriaceae.